AACAGCAAUCCGCGUGAGUUUUUGUUGUUGGCAAGACAACUAAAAGUUGUCUGUAAUUUUUAAAAAACUAAAAUUGUAAACUGCGAUCAUUUGGUUCUUGCUUUAGAUUCAUUUGGAAAUAAAGUCCAAAACAAACGAACGGAUUAUUGUAAGGCCCAGUGAAAAAUGAAAAUCGAGGAGGUAAAAAGCACUGUGCGCACUCAACGCAUUGCCGCACACAGCCAUGUGAAAGGCUUGGGUCUGGAUGAUACUGGCGGGGCUAUUCAAAGCGCCGCUGGAUUGGUUGGUCAAAAGGCAGCACGCGAGGCGGCUGGCAUAGUAGUCGACUUAAUCAAAUCAAAGAAAAUGGCUGGACGUGCUCUUUUACUUGCUGGUCCACCUGGCACUGGCAAGACGGCAAUUGCUCUGGCUAUAGCUCAGGAGCUAGGCAAUAAGGUACCCUUCUGUCCAAUGGUGGGCUCGGAAGUUUUCAGUAACGAAAUAAAGAAGACAGAAGUGCUUAUGGAGAACUUCCGUCGCUCGAUUGGCCUACGGAUCAGAGAGACCAAGGAAGUGUACGAAGGCGAAGUAACUGAGCUGACUCCAGUGGAGACCGAAAAUCCCAUGGGAGGUUAUGGCAAGACCAUUAGCAAUGUAGUCAUUGGCCUUAAGACCGCCAAAGGAACAAAACAAUUGAAACUGGAUCCGAGCAUAUUUGACGCUCUACAAAAGGAGAAGGUUGAGGUCGGCGAUGUUAUUUAUAUUGAGGCAAAUAGUGGAGCAGUAAAACGUCAGGGACGCAGCGAUGUCUUUGCUACUGAAUUUGAUUUGGAGACGGAGGAAUAUGUACCGCUACCCAAAGGCGAUGUCCAUAAGAAGAAGGAGGUUAUCCAGGACGUCACUCUACAUGAUCUAGAUGUGGCCAAUGCUAGACCACAGGGUGGCCAAGAUGUGCUUUCCAUGAUGGGCCAACUAAUGAAGCCCAAGAAGACCGAAAUAACAGACAAACUUCGCAUGGAAAUCAACAAAGUAGUCAAUAAAUAUAUUGAUCAGGGCAUAGCGGAAUUGGUGCCAGGAGUUCUCUUUAUCGAUGAGAUUCACAUGUUGGACUUGGAGACAUUCACAUAUUUGCACAAGUCUCUAGAGUCGCCUAUUGCGCCAAUUGUAAUCUUUGCCACCAACCGUGGUCGCUGCGUUAUCCGUGGCACUACUGAUAUAAUCUCACCGCAUGGCAUUCCUUUGGAUUUACUUGACCGUUUGCUUAUAAUACGUACCUUGCUUUAUUCCACCUCGGACAUGGAGCAGAUUAUUAAAUUGCGUGCCCAAACUGAGGGAUUGCAGCUAGAGGAUUCGGCAUUUGCGCGUCUUAGUGAGAUAGGAACAAAUUCCACUUUGCGCUAUGCCGUUCAGCUCUUAACGCCAGCUCAUCAGAUGUGUAAGGUGAACGGACGCAAUCAAAUAACAAAGGAUGACAUCGAGGAUGUCCAUUCGCUCUUCUUGGAUGCCAAGCGUUCGUCAAAACAUUUGUCUGAGAAGAACAAUAAGUUUAUGAUGUAAGAAAGGAGACGCUUUAAUUCUAUAUUAAAACAUCUGGGUUUACGACUACAUUGCAUACAUUUUUCGAAAAGGUUUUUCUUAAGAAAAAUUUGCUUCACUAUUACCAAAAUUUGAUUUUGUUUUUUUCCAAUAAAUAACUUUUUCCCGUGUA
Drosophila willistoni is the source of this 1687-nucleotide messenger RNA. RefSeq names its product ruvB-like helicase 1 (gene pont). Gene Ontology annotation, biological process: chromatin remodeling; regulation of transcription by RNA polymerase II; box C/D snoRNP assembly. Lineage: Eukaryota; Metazoa; Arthropoda; Insecta; Diptera; Drosophilidae. The record is from RefSeq and is a predicted model, not a curated record. Gene Ontology annotation, cellular component: R2TP complex; Ino80 complex; Swr1 complex. Gene Ontology annotation, molecular function: DNA helicase activity; ATP binding; ATP hydrolysis activity. The coding region runs from base 166 to 1536 and encodes 456 amino acids. The transcript is spliced from 4 exons.